AUGGAAAUAGCCUGUUCUAUUCUUCACAAUUUCAGUCUUGUGCUUUUCUUUGCUCUUCCAGUUUUGGUGGCUGCUCAAACUGCAAAUAUUAGUUUAGGAUCAUCUCUUGUUGCCUCGGAGGACUCCUCCCCAUGGCAUUCACCUUCCAAGGAAUUUGCAUUUGGAUUUCGUCGCAUUGGUGAUCAAAAUCUCUUUCUGCUUGCCAUAUGGUUUGAUGCCAUACCAGAUAGAACCAUAGUAUGGUAUGCAAAUGAUGGUAAAACAGCCCCGGAAGGAUCGAAACUUGAGCUUGGUGUUGAUGGUCAGUUCACUCUUACUACUCCACAAGGCAAAGAAAUCUGGAAACCCGAUAAUAUGGUAGACAAGGCCUCUUAUGCUGCUAUGCUCGACACAGGGAAUUUCAUCCUUGCAGAUAAUGAUUCUAACCAUAUUUGGGAAAGUUUCAGGGAUCCAACCGACACCAUACUGCCAACUCAAAUAAUGGAGCGUGGUGGACUGCUAUCUUCAAGGAGAACAGAAAACAACUAUGAGAAGGGGAGGUUCCAGCUCCGCUUGCUUCCAGACGGCAACCUUGUGCUCAAUCCCAUUGCCCUGCCAACAGAUAAUGCCUAUGGUGCUUAUUAUAACAGUGACACAAAUGAUAUUGCUAAUGACACAAAUUCUGGUUUUCGAUUGGUUUUCAAUGAAUCAGGUUACCUUUAUGUCGUUCGGAGGAAUGGAAACAAUAAAAACCUUACAUCAGGAUCAAUUUCCUCACCGCAAGAUUUCUAUUACAGGGCAACACUUGAUGUUGAUGGGAUUUUCACACAAUAUGCCCACCCCAAGUCUCCAGCAAAUGGAAGCAGUUGGGUUCAAUCCUGGACCCCUGUUUGGUUUGAGCCAAAAGACAUUUGCUCAGGCAUCAAGGGCGACCUGGGUGGCGGAGUUUGCGGCUUUAACAGCUACUGCAUACUUCAAUCAAAUGGAAGACCAACCUGUCAGUGCCUUCCUGGAUUCUCCUUAUUUGAUCAGGAUGACAAAUUUAGUGGCUGUAAGCAAGACAAUUUACAAACAUGUGAUCCAUAUGCUCCAAAUCCGGAGGAAUUAUAUGAAACAAAAUUCCUGUCAAAUUUAGUUUGGCGCACUUCUGCAAACUAUGAAGAGCUCGGACCAUCAAAUGAAGUAGAUUGUCGUGAUUCCUGCAUUUCUGAUUGCAAUUGUGUGGUUGCUGUCACUUAUGCAGGGAAAUGCUGGAAGAAGAAAUUGCCCCUCUCGAGUGGGAUGGUGGACAUUAGUACCUAUGGUAAGGUUUUCAUCAAAAUACCAAAAGCUAAUCUUACUUCAAGAGAACUUCCUUCUCCGGAGAGCAUCAAUCAAAGGGAUCAAGCAACUGCAAUCCUAGUUAUAUCAAUUAUCCUGGGGAUCUCAGUGUUUCUCAACUUGCUAUUCAUGGCAGCUAGUUCAAUAGCCUUCAUUUUCUCAUACCACAAAAGACAGAAACAUGCCGGAGUGUCAAGCAUUUUAGAAACAAACUUGCGGUCUUUCACUUUUGAAAACCUCAAAAACGCCACAGACGGGUUCCGAGAAGAACUAGGAAGAGGUGCUUUCGGAAUUGUAUACAAGGGGAUCUUAUCAUCACCGAGUUCAACAACUUUAAUUGCGGUCAAGAAGUUAAACAAUCCGAUACAAGAUGGAGAGAAGGAGUUUGUAGCAGAAGCAAGUGCAAUAGCAAAGACCCAUCACAAGAACUUGGUAAGAUUGCUUGGCUUCUGUGAAGAAGGGCAACACAGGCUUUUGGUUUACGAGUUCAUGAGCAAUGGCACUUUAGCUAGUUUCCUCUUUGGAAUCUCAAAACCUGACUGGAACAAACGAGUCCAGAUCGCAUUUGGGAUUGCAAGAGGGCUUGCUUACUUGCAUGAGGAGUGUGGUACACAGAUCAUUCAUUGCGAUAUUAAGCCCCAAAACAUACUUCUUGAUGACUCCUUCACUGCAAGGAUCUCAGACUUCGGGUUGGCAAAACUUCUUAUGAAUGAACAAACUCGAACUCUUACAGCUGUCAGAGGGACUAAAGGUUAUGUAGCACCGGAAUGGUUCAGGAACAUGCCAAUUACAGCAAAGGUGGAUGUGUACAGUUUCGGGGUCAUGUUGCUGGAGAUUAUUUUCUGCAGGAAGAGUUUAGACGUGGAAAAAGAGAAUGAAGAGGAAGUAAUACUAGUUGACUGGGUCUAUGAUUGUUACAGAUGCAGAAGAUUGGAUAAGCUGGUGGAAAAUGAUGAGGAGGCAAAGAUUGACAUGAGAAGCGUGGAAAGAUUUGUUAUGGUGGCAAUUUGGUGCAUACAAGAGGAUCCAUCUUUAAGGCCUUCAAUGAAAAUGGUUACACAGAUGAUUGAAGGAGUAGUUCAAGUUUCUAUGCCCCCAUGUCCUUGCCCUUUUAGUUCUUUUUGUUAAA
Molecule: messenger RNA, 2428 nt
Organism: Durio zibethinus
Lineage: Eukaryota; Viridiplantae; Streptophyta; Magnoliopsida; Malvales; Malvaceae
Product: G-type lectin S-receptor-like serine/threonine-protein kinase LECRK3
Biological process (GO): protein phosphorylation
Molecular function (GO): protein serine/threonine kinase activity; ATP binding
Source: RefSeq, a predicted model, not a curated record